AGAGUGACUUGCGUUCUGAAAAUUCCUUAUUCAAUCUGUUCAUUGCGUGCAAUUCCUACUUCUCUCGUGCAAUUCCUCAUUAUUAUUUCCGAAAAAAUAUUUAAUCAAUUAAAAUGAUGCAAAGCAUGUUUUCGAAUCGUUACAACAAUAAGCGACGCGAUUUUUACGAGCGUUACGAAGCUGCCAGGAAGCGUCAUCCGAGUUUGCCCGAGUACGAGCGUCCGGUGGAGCCAACUGAGCUGAAGCUUUCCAACUUUUCGGUUAAUCGCCGCCACUUCUCGUAUCGUCAAGUGGCCAAUCAGUCGCGAGAGCAGCUGGAGAACGACUCCUGGCUAUCCAGUAAUCGACUGCCCAUUGUGGUGCGCCACAACAUCGAGCUGCGCAACAACCAGCCUUUGAUGUCCAGAUACAACGCGGACGCGGCUACCCAUGAGUUCAGCCAUAACGGCAAGCCACGACGUGGUCGUCCUCCAACCGCCGCCACUGCAGCCAAAUUAGCAUCUGAAUUCGCCCUUCAAGUCGGUGGCAUUUCCCAAACGCCGACCGACAAAGAUGAAGGCCAGUCAGGGGAGCAGUUGGAUGUGCAGUCGAUGGCCAAGAUAGCGGACAAGGUUACGGACAAGAUUGCGGACAAGAUUGCGGAUAAGAAGGCGAAGAAUGUGGCGGACAAGAUGAUCGACAAGGUGGCGGACAGGAAGAUGGAUAAGAUAGCGGAUAAGAUGGCGGAUAAGAUGGCGAACAAUGGGACGGACAAGAUGACCGAAAAGGUGGCGGACAAGAAGGCGGACAAGAAGGUGGACAAGAAGGUGGACAAAAAGGCGGACAAGAAGGCGGACCCAAUGGAGGAGGACUCCGAGAUCGCAGACCCCGUAAACAUCAAAGUCGAAGGGGUCGAGCCAAAUGAAGCGGUGCCACAGCCAAGUUCGACGACCAAUACCAAUACCAAUCAGGGUUUUACCGCAAACUGGGACUUUUCUUCAACUUUAAGCGCUUUUCCCAACUCUGUGCCGAGCUUGGAUUUUAACUGGGCCGAACACUUCAAUGCCAUAUCAAACCAGUACUACAAUCAUAUCAUAAACUCCGCCCCGUUUUCGGGCCAGUUACAGUCGUUUAACCCAACACCUUUUCGCACACCCUUUCUUGGUGUUAACCCAUUGAUGAUGGGUCCUCACCCGCCAUUUCGGGUCUAUACGUGCCCGAUGGAGAGCUGCAAGCUAAACUUUGAUUCGCGGCGCGCCAUGUACAAGCAUCAACGCGAGACUGGUCACCACGCCUGGUCACACAACUGCAGCAAGUGUGGCCAGGUCUUCCGCACAGCGGGCUUCAAGCGCAUGCACUCCUCUAAUGCCUGUGAGCGCAACCUGAACAAGUUCAAAAUCGCUAAACCGAAUGAAACUAAGCCCAGAACAAAGCCGGAAUAGGUCUGUCCUACCUCUCGCACUUACACGGCAAAAAAAAAUUAAUUCAACAUCGUUUUUUUUUCAUUGUAAAAGAAAAAUUAUUUGGGGUUCUUUUAUAAAAUACUAGAACACGAGAAACAUGUGAU
Drosophila teissieri is the source of this 1546-nucleotide messenger RNA. RefSeq lists its product as uncharacterized. The record is from RefSeq and is a predicted model, not a curated record. The transcript is spliced from 3 exons. Lineage: Eukaryota; Metazoa; Arthropoda; Insecta; Diptera; Drosophilidae. The coding region runs from base 114 to 1421 and encodes 435 amino acids.